UCAACUUUUUUUGAAGGCAGCUCUCAUUCUGUUGCUAAAGCGCAAGUUUACAAAUCUCCUGUGUAUCCUGUGCGCGCGCGCAUUUAUGUGCGUGCGGAGACGGAAAGGCGUUGGACUGAAAGCCAUCCCAGUGAACAAUUAGAGGCUGAGAUUGACAGGUGGGCUCUGCCUGUCAGGGUGACGCUUGUGGAGGGGUGGAGUAAAGGAGAGGCCCGGAAAGGCAGCUGGAUGUGUCUUGUCUGUCAGUGUGGAGAGAGCUGUCUGAACGCACCGCGCAUCACCAAACGUGCGCACAUUUCACUGCGGAGAAUAUCCGGGGGACGCUCGUUGCGCUUUUUAGAACAAAUAACGCUAAAUACAAAAGCGCGACACAAUAGCGGCAGUACGCGCACGGUCUGCGGCUCGGAGGGCGGGCCCCGCUCGUUGUUUUGGUGUUGACUUUCUGAGAAAUUCGUCAAGUGUCCAUGUUGACAAUCGGGACGGACACGCGUAUAUACUAGCGGAGGUUGUGGACCGGUGCUCGGAGCUGGCACCCGGACGGACGGACGGAGCGAAACACCACAGCGCAGUGUGCUCUCCGCCGCCGAGUGAGUUAAAACGCCAGAAGGGGAGCUCCGGUUUUUCUUCACUUUUUGCUGUGAACAGAGGUACGAAUUAGUCCAGUGAGGGGGUGUAAACCUCUUUUUUUGAUGGGAACGCGGCGAGGAGCUCCGGUAGCUGUCCAUAUCCGCCCUCGAUAGACUUGAGAUCCGCACGGAGCUUUCCGCCAGUUUUUGUUUUUUUUCUUCCACCGACCCAGCCCGCGAUGAGUUUCUGCGAUCGGCAGAAGUUAACGGACGAGCCCCCCUUUUUUGUGCUUUAAAUGAUUUGUAUUCUUCGUUUUCUCACCGGACACACCGAUUACAAACAAUGACCAGUAGAGAUUAAACCUCGCCUCGCACCGACAAAACAGAGACUUCUUCGCCCCCCUGCGAGGGAUCUACACUUUAUUUCUAACAUCCCCGCUGAAGAACCGAGGAAGCGCCGCUGGCUUUGCUUUUCCUCACUUUGGGUUUCCUCUCCAGCUCGUCCGCUGUUUUGAUCUCUGCAUGAAAAGUCAAGCGGAAAGUCUCGCAGCAGCAUGCCGAGGAGAAAGCAGCAAGCGCCGCGGCGGUCAGCAGCUUAUGGAUCUGAGGACGAGUUUAAAGGGGAUAAGAUCGAUGAAGAGGAACAUCUGCAAGAUGACGGCCUUUCCCUGGAUGGCCAAGAAGAUGCAGACUAUCUUUUCAAUGAUGACGAGGAUGCAGGUGAUCGUUAUAGCUGCCAAAACUCUCCACUCAGCAAUGGCACUAACCCAGACGCUGGGUAUGCCUCUCCACUCAGCACCACCAGUGAUCAUCUGGUGGACCUUAAGACCACGCCCUCCCUCAUUGAUCAGGACAAGGUAGAGGAGAAGCAAGCGGAGAGCACAGAGCCCAUCAAUGGCGUCUUGCUAAAGGACAGUCUGGCCAAAAUGAAAACUGUCUAUGCAAACCUGAUCUCGGAUGCCUCCUGGUCCAGCAUUGCUAUGGACAUGCUAAAAAGUAAACAAGGGAACGAUUACGCAGCCAGCAAUGACAAUGGAAGCAAUCACAAAGGGAGUAAUGGCUUCCUGAACAGUCACAGCCCAGGCAACAUCCGUCUGAAGAGCAGAUGUAGCACUAGCAAUGCCUCAGCCACCACUAAUAUUACCAUCGGCAGUACCAACACCAGAGCAGUGUCGAGCAACAGUGGCGCCGGUGUAAACUCUGGAGGAUUAGCUUAUGACUGGCACCAGGCAGCGUUGGCCAAAACCCUACAGCAUACCCCCUACCAACUGCUUCCUGAGCCAAGCCUUUUCAGUACCGUGCAGCUUUACAGGCAAAACAAUAAGCUCUAUGGCCCUGUGUUUACGGGUGCCAGCAAGUUCAGGUGCAAGGACUGUAGUGGUGCCUAUGACACGUUGGUUGGCCUGACGGUGCACAUGAACGAGACGGGCCACUACCGUGACGACAAUAAGGAUACCGAGGAUGAUCGCAGCAGGAGGUGGUCCAAGCCACGGAAGCGUUCUCUGCUGGAGAUGGAAGGCAAAGAAGAUGCCCAAAAAGUUCUUAAAUGCAUGUACUGUGGCCAUUCUUUCGAAUCCUUGCAAGACCUCAGUGUUCAUAUGAUCAAAACAAAACACUAUCAGAAAGUGCCUCUAAAAGAACCAAUGCCAGCUCUCACCUCAAAGCUGGUACCCCCAACCAAAAAAAGAGCAUUUCAAGACUUGAUGUCCCCGAGCUCGCCGGAGUCUUUCUCGUCUGGCAUACACUUGGGAGAGUCUCACAAAGACCAAAAAGUGGCCAAUCCUUAUGUCACUCCAAACAAUCGAUACGGUUACCAAAACGGUGCCAGUUAUACUUGGCAGUUUGAGGCACGCAAGGCUCAAAUUCUCAAAUGCAUGGAAUGUGGUAGUUCACAUGACACCUUGCAGCAACUAACAGCCCAUAUGAUGGUUACUGGGCACUUUCUCAAAGUAACCAAUUCAGCCUCUAAAAAGGGUAAGCAGUUAGUUUUUGAUCCUAUCAUUGAGGAGAAAUUUCAGUCAAUUCCUCUGCCACCGACUACAACACGACUCCCAGCACCCAAUGGGAAGUCGCAGCCAGACUCCCCAUUGCAGCCCACUAGCCUUGAGGAGAAAAACGAAGAAAUGAAAGAUGAAGAGGCAGAGGAGGAGAAAAUGGAAGGGAUGGAACCAGAGAAGAAAAUAAAAGAGGAGAAAGAAGAUCCUCCUGAAAAAGCUGACAAACCUAGAAAGGCCAGAUCUUACCAAUAUCUGAGAGAAGAAGACUUGGAAGAGACACCUAAAGGUGGCUUGGACAUCCUGAAGUCUUUAGAGAAUACAGUUUCAAGUGCAAUCAGCAAGGCCCAAACAGGCUCACCAACCUGGGGUGGAUACCCCAGCAUUCAUGCCGCCUAUCAACUCCAUGGAUCCUUGAAGUCCACCUUUCCGUCAUGUGCACAGGUUCUACCUUUAUUCAGCAGCAAGAGUUUGAAGGUACUGUCCUCUGAAUUAAGCAAUCUGAUCCAUUCACCAAAUAGCCCCUCUCCACCACCAAGUCACAAGAGCAAUGUGUUGGCAAUGGAGGAGCUAGUUGAGAAAGUGACAGGGAAAAGUUCAGUAAAAAGUGAAAAAGAGGAAAAACCUGUACAGCGUAAGGGCAGGUCUCUAAAGUCUCCAUUGCCAAAUCCUAAGGACAAACAGGUUUCACCCAUUCCAGAAAACAGCUUACGGGCAGCGAAAAAAACUUUAGUAGAGGACCAGACUGAGUUGAGAGGAAAAGAAGGUGAGCAGACAGCGAGUAAAAUAGAGAGACAGAUAAAAAGUGAAUUUGAUUCACCAAAAAAGCCUGUAAGCAAUGGCUGCAAUAACCUGAGCAUCAUCACGGAUCACUCACCUGAACAACCACUAGUCAACCCUCUCAGUGCUUUGCAGUCUAUCAUGAACAACCACUUGGGCAAAGCUGCAAAAGUGGCCACUCCGUUCGUAGACCCCUUUGCGAUGCUUUAUAAGAUCAACAGCAGCUCUGCUCAGGUUAAGUCAGCAGAGCCUGUGAGUCAGUACUGCGAUGACGACGAUGAUGAUGAUCAGCCCAUUGACUUGACAAAAUCCAAAAACACCAAUGGCAGUACACCUACGGGUGCUUCUACACCAAACAACAAUGGCAGUGUAAGCAAUAGCAAACCAGCUUUCAAAGAUUUCUCACAGUCCUCAUCUCCGCUCCUUCGGGAGAAUGCUUUGAUGGAUAUUUCAGACAUGGUAAAAAACCUGACGGGCCGUUUGACACCAAAGUCCACGACCCCUUCUUCCAUCUCUGAGAAAUCCGACUUCGAUGGCUGUACUUUUGAGGACAGUUUGGAGGAGUUGUCUCCCAUCCAAAGACGGAAGGGCCGACAGUCAAACUGGAAUCCCCAGCACCUCCUGAUUCUCCAGGCCCAGUUUGUCUCUAGUCUUAGAGAGACUGCUGACGGAAAGUUGGUGGUCAGUGACUUGGGACCCCAGGAACGUGUCCACAUCUGUAAAUUCACUGGUCUCUCCAUGACUACUAUCUCACAUUGGCUGGCCAAUGUAAAAUACCAGUUAAAGCGGACAGGGGGAACAAAGUUCCUUAAAAAUAUUGAGUCUGGCCAACCUCUGUUUUUGUGCGGUGACUGUGCUUCCCAGUUUAGGACUCCCUCCGCCUACAUUCACCAUUUGGAGACCCACCUCGGGUUUACCCUGAAGGACCUCUCAAAGCUUUCCAUUGAUUUAAUCGAGCAGCAAGCAGUCAGCAGAAUAGAGGACAAGACUUUUAGUACUUCUGGACUUACAGAAGAAGACACUGGCUCAAUAUAUCAGUGCAAACUGUGCAAUCGGACAUUUGCGAGCAAACAUGCAAUCAAAUUGCACCUUUGCAAAACACAUGGGAAGUCGCCUGAGGACCAUCUUAUCUUUGUGAAAGAGUUGGAAAAGUUUGAUAAACAAUGAAGAAGCUGAUAGCAUGACAGAUUACUGUUGCACUAUAACUCAAAGCUACAAUCUGUCAUAACAGAUGGUGGCCACAACUGUAUUGACACAUAUCGUAAUGACAACAUGGUUGAUACUGUAGUUAUUCAGCUAUCCAUAAAUGACAGGAGCUUGCGCUGCAGAGGCUCGAAGCCAAGUUGUAAAAGUAGCAUUUUCCGGUGACAUAAACGUACCAAAUUGGUGCAGCAGCCAUGGCACUGAUUGUUGCUUUCCUAAUGCACUGCAUCUAAUCUGAGCCUUUGGAAAAAGUCCAUCUGUUGAUUUAAAACUGGACCACGCUCUUAUUUUGAUCACUGAUUUUGAAUUCAAAAUGAAUAUAUUUCAACACAACUUACAUAUUAUUUAUGAGACACUUUGUGCAUGUGUUUGUGUAAAACAGUGAGCAUAUUAUGUCGAAUGAAAUUUCAACCAUGAUUACAAAACUGAUAUCCCUGUUGUUUUUUUCAAAUUGCAGGCUUAGCUUUUAAAAUGAAGGUAAAUGGUUAUAAAAGUAACCAUGUGAAAGGUGAUGUUUUAAAAUAUUAAGAUGAUUUCAGCACUUUAAGUGUAAAUUGAAGAAAUGUGUGGGUAAAAAUGACACAUCACCUUUUUCAUUUUGAAUCUCUUGAUCAACAUUACAAUUUGGGGGACGAACUAUAUUGUUUUGUAUUUGUCAUUAAAUCCCAGAAAUUCUUACAAAAUAUUUAGAAUAUUGUUUUUUCUAGUAAAAUAUGAUUUCCUGGUUGUUUCAACAUGUACAGUAUUUGCGUUAGUAGGCUACCAAUUUUAUUAUUGUGAAGCUACAGUUGUAAAAUUAAUGAAGUUUAAAGUUAUUGUAUGAAUAAUCAGCAAGUAUGUAUACAUGUGUCAGCAUAUCUUGCUCUUUACAGUUCAACAUUAUUUGUACUGUGUGCAUUUUUAUAAUGUUGUUUUCUAGAAAAAUAUGGGGGGAAAUGUGUAAAACUACAGAAUAUUGUCGGACCACAAUGUCCUUUUUCAGUGAAAAGUAGGUCCUUUGAUGAGGUUUACAUAAAAUUACAGACUUUUAAUGGCAUCUGCUCUGAUGCAUGGUCCUGUACAUAACAUUGAAGAAAUAAAUUCUCACCCAAUGAUAGAUUGUCAGGUUUUAUCAUCAACCCGAUUAUUCAGAAUGGCAUUCUUUUAUCCUCAGUUGUAAAAUAAACUCCAUGUCAUGGAUUAAAUUGUGGUGUGGAUUGAGUGUUUUUGGGAAGAGUGUGAAAUCCAGACAGACUGAACCUGAAACACAAAAUCAGACUGCUAACUCUUGCCAAUAUUUUUUUCAAUAAUGUAAUAAUGGUGUUUCUCUGCCACAUUUAUAGAUUUGAAGAAAGCCUAUGGUAAAUGGACUGCAUUCAUAUAGCGUCUUUUUCUGCCUUAUCAAGAAAGCGCAUUACAGUUUGUAAUCGCAUUCACCCAUUCACACACGCAUUCAUACACCGACGGGGGCAGAGCUGCCACGCAAGGCCGUUUGGAGCUACUCGGUUCAGUGUCUUGCUCAAUGACACUUUGACAUGCGUAUAGGGGGAGCCAACCGGCAACCUUGAGACUAAAGGAAGACCUGCGCUACCGCUUUCUCUAAAGUCAAUUAUGUGAAGCUGGAAAAAGAUAUUCUUUGAUGAAAGGAUAGUUUUGCAUUAGUUACAGUGGUUGGCACAACACAAAAUUGGGGAAAUACCCUCCAGUUCAGUAUGAGAUGGAUGUGUGGAGCUUCUAUUUUUGAAACUGACUAAGCUCUGAUUUGAGGAUGCCUUUGCUGCUGCUUGGACAGAACAAAGUGAAUCACUGAAGUGGUCACCACGCUACAGGUAGUUCUGGAAUAGGCCCCUAUUCCAAAUCGCAUUGAAAUGUCCAUCCAACCAUCUACUUUACUGUCGGGAUCAUAAAUACAAUGCAGUGUGACAGCCUGGAUUUUGACAGCGCUGUGACAGACGCGGUACUUCGGCUUCAAGCAGACAGUCAGCUGGUCUGACUUUUUCUGGAUGUAUGCAUAAAUGAACUGUUCUAGAGGGAUUGAGGGGCUCAAAGGGGCGUCGGGUUUGGACAACUCCGGGCACUUUAAGGGAUGAAC
This is a messenger RNA of Anarrhichthys ocellatus (wolf-eel), 6614 nucleotides long. It is a transcript of the gene tshz1, whose product is annotated as teashirt zinc finger homeobox 1. The transcript has 3 exons. Gene Ontology annotation, cellular component: nucleus. The record is from RefSeq and is a predicted model, not a curated record. Gene Ontology annotation, molecular function: DNA binding; DNA-binding transcription factor activity, RNA polymerase II-specific. Bases 1121 to 4507 code for a protein of 1128 amino acids. Gene Ontology annotation, biological process: regulation of transcription by RNA polymerase II. NCBI's taxonomy places the organism in Eukaryota, Metazoa, Chordata, Actinopteri, Perciformes, Anarhichadidae.